Messenger RNA from Onychostoma macrolepis, 4249 nucleotides. RefSeq names its product gastrula zinc finger protein XlCGF57.1-like. NCBI's taxonomy places the organism in Eukaryota, Metazoa, Chordata, Actinopteri, Cypriniformes, Cyprinidae. The coding region runs from base 368 to 1828 and encodes 486 amino acids. Gene Ontology annotation, molecular function: RNA polymerase II cis-regulatory region sequence-specific DNA binding; DNA-binding transcription factor activity, RNA polymerase II-specific. Gene Ontology annotation, biological process: regulation of transcription by RNA polymerase II. The transcript has 2 exons. The record is from RefSeq and is a predicted model, not a curated record.
CACAUUUCUGAUUUUAGCGUGUGAGCGGGACUUUUAUUUUGGAGGGGAGAUAUGACAUCAUAAGGCUGUGCCAGGCUCCUGCUCUGUUGUGAUUUGUCUGAAGAAAGGUUUGUGUUUUGAGCAUUUGAAGUGUUCCAAACUGUUCUGGCAAUUUUAUGCUUCUAAUGAGAACUCUUAAAUUUAUGUUUUAUUACUGAAUGCAACAUUGUAAUGCUUUAUAUAACCUUUUUUAACUUUUUUUUUUUUUUUUUAGCAAAGUACAUCCACACAUGAGUAACAUUUAGUUUGGAUUUAUUUUCCUUCUGUUAAUUAUUCUCAUCUUGUUCAAACUCACAGAAAAACAUCCACGUGACACACUAUUAUAAAGAUGGCGUUUAUUAAAGAGGAGAGUGCAGACAUUAGGAUUUCAGAAGUAUUCAGCAUCAAACAUGAAGAUACUGAGGAACAAACAGACCUGAAGAUGCUGAAAGAGGAGAGUCAAGAACUGAAUGAAAAUGAAGAGAAGUACCUGGUUGAGGAAAAUCCUGAUUUCAUAACGGAAGAAAAAUAUUUUAGCUGCUCGCAGACUCAAAAGACUUCCACACGAAAAAUAGCUCAGAAGACUAGAGGUUUCUCCUGCCAACACUGUGGCAAAAGUUUUACUCAAAAUGAAACCCUUAUAAGACACAUGAGAAUUCACACCGAAGAGAAACCUUUCACCUGCAAACACUGUGGAAAGAUUUUUACUCAUAAAGGAAACCUUAAAAAGCACAUACGAAUUCACACUGGAGAGAAGCCUUAUGCAUGCACUCAGUGUGGAAAGAGUUUCACUGAAAAAGGAAGUCUUAAAAUCCACAUGAGAAUUCACACUGCAGAGAAGCCAUACACAUGCCAACAGUGUGGAAAGAAUUUCACACAAAAUGAAAGGCUUAAAGUCCACAUGAGAAUUCACACUGGAGAGAAGCCUUUCACCUGCCAAGAGUGUGGAAAAGGUUUCAGACAAAACGAAAGGCUUAAAGUCCAUGUAAGAAUUCACACUGGAGAGAAGCCUUUCACCUGCAAACAGUGUGGCAAGAGCUUCACUGAAAAAGGAAACCUUGAAGGCCACAUGAGAAUUCACUCCAGUGAGAAGAUAUUUACCUGCCAACAGUGUGGAACGAGUUUCACUGAAAAAGGAAACCUUAAAAAACACAUGACCGUUCACACUGGAGAGAAGCCUUUCACCUGCCAACAGUGUGGAAAGAGUUUUACGCAAAAAGGACAUCUUAAAAGCCACAUGAUAAUUCAUACUGGAGAGAAGCCUUAUACAUGCCCUCAGUGUGGAAAGAGCUUCGCUGAGAAAAGAAACGUAAAACUCCACAUGAGCGUUCACACUGGAGAGAAGCCUUUCACUUGCCAACAGUGUGGGAAGAGUUUCACACAAAAAGGACAUCUUAAAGUCCACAUGAGAAGUCACACGGGAGAGAAAGCUUUUACUUGCCAACAGUGUGCAAAGAGCUUCUCUCAAAGGGGACAUCUUAAAGUCCACAUGAGAGUUCACACUGGAGAGAAAGCUUUUACUUGCCAACAGUGUGGAAAGAGCUUCUCUCAAAGAGCACAUCUUAAAGUCCACAUGAGAGUUCACACUGGAGAGAAGCCUUUCACCUGCCAACAGUGUGGAAAGAGCUUCACAACAGAAAUAAACCUCAGGUAUCACAGGCGAAUUCACACAGGAGAGAAGCCGUUUACUUGUGAUCAGUGUGGAAAGAGUUUCAAACAUAAAAGAUCCCUUAACAGUCACUUGAGUUCACCCAAGAAGUGUGGAAAAAGUGUCAGCCUAAACCAGGGGUCAGCAAUCUUUAUGUCAUGAAGUGCCAUUUUUAAGUUUUAUAGUUGAUCCCUUUGCCACAACCCAUAUACCAUAUAUUUUAAAUAUUUGUUCAGUUUGCACAUCGACUCCUCUGUGGCGGGUCAGAUCUGUAGUGAUGCGUAUUGGAGUAGUGCUGUCACAUCCGGUUACCACAAGGCGUUAUAACACACUCUGACAUGUUUAUUUUUUUAGCAUUUUGAGAGGAGAAAAGUUUACAUACAGUAUGUGACUUCAACAACCAGGUGCAUUUUGUCCAGUUUCAUCUGGAGUGUGGAAAAAUGCUCUCUCUUUCUGAGGGCAUUUACCCCUGGUCUUUUUUUUUGCGAUUGGAUACCUAUGCGAUCAGAGAAAACACAUGAAUUGACCAGGUACACAUGAACUGAGUCUCCACAUGCAUCGCAGCCAUUUUGACGUGUGUGGAAUGUGAACAGGUACUCCUGCCGGCAUUGAUAGCCUAGUGCAGGGGUCUCAAAACUCUGUCCUUCAGAGUUUAGCUCCAAAACCAAUUAAACACACCUGAACAGCUCAUCAAGGUGUAACUAGGCAUACUAGAAACUUUCAGCCAGGUGUUUUGGAGCUGGUUGGAACUAAACUCUGCAGGACAGUGACCCUCCAGAACUGAGUUUGGAGACUCCUGGCCUAGUAGUUAAAGCCCAGGUCACACUGUGCGAUUUUGGCCAUGAUUUGGUCGUCUGAGACAAAUUUUGAAAAUCCUAAAAGAUUCCUAUAUUCCCAGGCUAAAAUAUGUAGUCUUUGAUCGCUGGUUUUACAUGCUCACUGACAGAUCAAAUUUGACCUCCGACAAAAUUCUGGCAGUGUCAGAAGAUUAGCCGCACAGUCCUGCAUGACUUCUCCUAGGAUGAACAUCAAACUGUCUCUGUUUUUCAAGACAAGCCAUGAUCAGAAUUAAUGAUAGAGAUUUCCUCUAACCUUGAUAAACUCCGGUGCUCUCGUCCUCCACUAAUGGAUAUAUGAUAUGUUGCCUUUGCUAUGAUUAACACUGGUUGAGCCGCUGCUUUCAUGUGGGUGUGUAGUGCUGCUUACACUAUUCUUCUUAAAUACGUCGGUAUUACUCUCAUUCAUAUACAGUGGGGGAAAAAAUGAUUUGAUCCCCUGCUGAUUUUGUACGUUUGCCCACUGACAAAGAAAUGAUCAGUCUAUAAUUUUAAUGGUAGGUUUAUUUUGACAUUGAGAGACAGAAUAACAACAACAAAAAAAUCCAAAAUAACGCAUUUCAAAAAAGUUGAUUUGCAUUUUAAUGAGUGAAAUAAAUAUUUGAUCCCCUAUCAAUCAGCAAGAUUUCUGGCUCCUAGGUGUCUUUUAUACAGGUAAGGAGCUGAGAUUAGGAGCACUCUCUUAAAGGGAGUCUCAGGUUGUUACCUGUAUAAAAGACACCUGUCCACAGAAGCUAUCAAUCAAUCAGAUUCCAGACUCUCCACCAUGGCCGAGACCAAAUAGCUGUCCAAGGAUGUCAGGGACAAGAUUGUAGACCUACACAAGGCUGGAAUGGGCUACAAGACCAUCGCCAAGCAGCUUGGUGAGAAGGUGACAACAGUUGGUGUGAUUAUUCACAAAUGUAAGAAACACAAAAUAAAUGUCAAUAUCCCUCGGACUUGGGCUCCAUGCAAGAUCUCACCUCGUGGCGUUCCAACGAUCAUGAAAAUGGUGAGGAAUCAGCCCAGAACUACACGGGAGGAUCUUGUCAAUGAUCUCAAGGCAGCUGGGACCAUAGUCACCAAGAAAACAAUUGAUAACACACUACACCAUGAAGAACUGAAAUCCUGCAGCGCCCGCAAGGACCCCCUGCUCAAGAAAGCACAUGUACAGCCCGUCUGAAGUUUGCCAAUGAUUCAGAGGAGAACUGGGUGAAAGUUUUGUGGUCAGAUGAGACCAAAAUCCAGCUCUUUGGCAAUUCAAUGAUGCUUUGGAAGGGGGUUUUCUGCUAAGGGCACAGGAUAACUGCACCGCAUCAAAGGGCAUUGAAGCCAGCCAGGUCAUUGAAAAUGGGUUGUGGAUGGGUAUUCCAGCAUGACAAUGACCCAAAACACAUGGCCAAGGCAACAAAGGAGUGGCUCAAGAAGAAGCACAUUAAGGUCCUGCAGUGGCCUAGCCAGUGUCCAGACCUUAAUCCCAUAGAAAAUCUGUGGAGGGAGCUGAAGGUUCGAGUUGCCAAACGUCAGCCUCAAAACCUUAAUGACUUGGAGAGGAUCUGCAAAGAGGAGUGAGACAAAAUCCCUCCAGAAAUGUAUGCAAACCUGGUGGCCAACUACAAGAAACGUCUGAAGGGUUUUGCCACCAAUAACUAAGUCAUGUUUUGCGAAGGGGUCAAAUAAUUAUUUCACUCAUUAAAAUGCAAAUCAAUUUAUAACUUUUGAAAUGCAUUUUUUCUGGAUUUUUUUUGUUGUUAUUCUUUCUCUCACU